Molecule: messenger RNA, 2607 nt
Organism: Ochotona curzoniae (black-lipped pika)
Lineage: Eukaryota; Metazoa; Chordata; Mammalia; Lagomorpha; Ochotonidae
Product: RUN and FYVE domain-containing protein 2-like
Exons: 18
Coding region: 53-2119 (688 amino acids)
Cellular component (GO): cytoplasm
Molecular function (GO): metal ion binding
Source: RefSeq, a predicted model, not a curated record
GAAUCUGGGGUGGGCGGGGGCAGCCCGGGACUCGGGGGCUCCCAGGGUCGCCAUGGCAACGCACCCCCCUCGUUUUCCUUCCCGUCCCCGCCUCCACCCUGGGGCCCAGUGGCUGAGGACUUGGGGUCCGCCGGCUUCGUGGGAGUGGGCCGGCCUGGGCGUCUCCGGGUGGAAGAACACUCGAAGACAAGCCAUGACUUUCCAGGUUUGGGGGUGGCGGAGGGAAGACGCAGCUCAGGCCUCAGCCUGGGCUGCCGACGCCGAGGGCGGCAGAGGGGGAGCGAUGCCGUGCAGGACGCUGGCUACGAGAGACCCCACAGCUGUGGAGAGAGCCAACUUGUUGAACAUGGCUAAGCUGAGCAUCAAAGGCCUCAUUGAAUCUGCCCUGAGCUUCGGCCGCACUCUGGAUUCUGACUACCCGCCCCUGCAGCAGUUCUUCGUUGUUAUGGAACACUGCCUGAAACACGGGCUUAAAGUAAGAAAAUCAUUUUUGAGUUAUAACAAAACCAUCUGGGGCCCUUUGGAGCUAGUGGAGAAGCUAUAUCCAGAGGCCGAAGAAAUAGGAGCCAGUGUUCGGGAUCUACCUGGCCUGAAGACCCCACUGGGUCGUGCAAGAGCAUGGCUGCGGUUAGCCCUCAUGCAGAAAAAGAUGGCUGACUACCUGCGCUGCUUAAUUAUCCAGAGGGAUCUCUUCAGUGAGUUCUAUGAGUAUCAUGCACUGAUGAUGGAGGAAGAAGGAGCAGUAAUUGUCGGGCUGCUGGUUGGCCUGAACGUGAUAGACGCUAACCUGUGUGUCAAGGGAGAGGACUUAGACUCACAGGUUGGAGUGAUUGAUUUUUCCAUGUACCUAAAGAAUGAAGACGAUAUUGGAAAUAAAGAAAGGAAUGUGCAAAUUGCUGCCAUUUUAGAUCAAAAGAAUUAUGUUGAAGAAUUAAAUAGACAACUAAACAGCACAGUCAGCAGCCUUCAUUCCAGAGUUGACUCACUGGAAAAGUCAAAUACGAAGCUGAUUGAAGAGUUAGCAAUUGCAAAGAAUAACAUCAUUAAACUCCAAGAAGAGAAUCAUCAACUACGAAGUGAAAAUAAGUUGAUUUUAAUGAAAACACAGCAGCAUCUAGAGGUAACAAAAGUGGAUGUGGAAACUGAAGUUCAGACGUAUAAGCAUUCCCGGCAGGGGCUGGAUGAAAUGUACAAUGAAGCCAGAAGACAGCUGCGGGAUGAAUCUCAAUUACGGCAGGAUGUGGAGAACGAGCUAGCGGUACAAGUAAACAUGAAACAUGAGAUUGAACUUGCUAUGAAGUUGUUGGAGAAAGAUAUCCAUGAGAAACAGGAUACCUUGAUAGGCCUUCGACAGCAACUCGAGGAAGUUAAAGCAAUUAACAUAGAGAUGUAUCAAAAGUUGCAGGGCUCUGAAGAUGGAUUGAAAGAAAAAAAUGAAAUAAUUGCCCGACUAGAAGAAAAAACCAAUAAAAUCACUGCAGCCAUGAGGCAGCUGGAACAGAGAUUGCAGCAAACAGAGAAGGCGAAAAUGGAAGCUGAAGAGGAAGAUGAGAAAUACCUGCAAGAGUGUCUGAGUAAAUCCGACAGUCUGCAGAAACAAAUCUCCCAAAAGGAGAAACAGCUGGUACAGCUAGAAACGGAUCUGAAGAUUGAGAAGGAGUGGAGGCAGACUUUGCAGGAAGAUCUUCAGAAGGAGAAAGAGGCCUUAUCUCAUCUCAGAAAUGAGACCCAACAAAUGACUGGUCUUAAAAAAGAGUUCCUCAACCUCCAGGAUGAAAACCAGCAGUUGAGAAAAGUCUAUCAUGAGCAAGAGCAAGCUCUUCAAGAACUUGGCAGCAAGCUCAGCGAAUCAAAACUCAAAAUAGAAGACAUAAAAGAAGCCAACAAAGCAUUACAGGGACUGGUUUGGCUGAAAGACAAAGAAGCGACACACUGUAAACUCUGUGAAAAAGAAUUUUCACUUUCAAAAAGAAAGCACCACUGUAGAAACUGUGGGGAGAUUUUUUGUAACGCCUGCUCUGACAACGAACUGCCUUUGCCUUCUUCACCAAAGCCAGUGCGGGUCUGUGAUUCCUGUCAUGCGCUGCUCAUUCAGAGAUGCUCAUCUAACCCGCAGUGACACUCCAGGACCAAACCCACCUACAGGAUCAUGUAUACAAGCUGUCCAGACAGCCUUUCUUACGCAGCUUUCAGCCAGGUAGUUAACUGGGGUAGUUGAGCUACUUAUUCAGCUCAUGGCCAUUAUAAAUAGGAUGAUUUCCUGAAUUCUGUUACUCAGAAUUUUCAACAAAGCAUGCUUUAAACAAGAUUGGCUAAAUUAUUAAUGUAAUCAUGUAACCCUUAUCUCCUUGCAAGGUCAGAUAGAAUAGAUAACACACCCUUGCCUUAUCUUCUGAAAAGGCCUUUUCAAAAAUAAGGCUUGUUUUGUCCUAGAUUGUCACAUUGAUAUGACGGUGCCUGCGAUUCUCUAAUGCACUUUAAAGCUUCACAGUUUUGAAACUGGAAAAGCAUCAAUCUUAACGUAUUAAUAUUCAAUCCAACACGUUUUCCAGUUAUCUUGGUGUAUAGCUCAGCUCCAUUUGCACUGUUUCCUUCUUUGCCUCUUGU